AUGCAUCUAGUAUUCGACUUUGACGGAACGAUUACCCAGGAAGACACAAUUGGGGAGCUGGCCCGCUCGGCUAUCGAGAUACAGCGGAAUAGGAAUGGCCACGAUCUUCAGGCUUCAUGGGACCAAGUGGUUCAAGCCUAUGUUGCCGAUUACAGACACUACAAAGAGAAUCAUCCGUCACCAGAGGAUACGCGGACAUGCGUGGAUCAAGAGUUUCACUUUUUGUCGGGAAUGAAAGACGUGGAGGAGGCAUCAUUACAGCGCAUUGCCGAGUCACGCAUCUUUACAGGCUUGGAUGCUGAGACGCUAUCACAAGCUGGAGCCGACGCCGUUACCGCUGGGAGGAUAGAGAUCAGAGAUGGGUUCAAAGACGUCAUGAACCUUGCAGCUGAAAGGAAUUGGAGCGUGAGCGUUAUAUCGGUCAACUGGUCCCGUGCUUUUAUUCGAGGCGCUCUAUCCCCACACACUCUUGAUGUUGUUGCGAAUGAACCAGCUCUGGACGGAACCAUUACAGGCCCCGAGUUCUUUAGUGGACGUAUGACGAAUGCGCGAGAGAAGAAGGAAGCUUUGAAGCAUCUUAUGAAAGAGAAGGACGGAAAAGUGAUUUACUUUGGGGACUCGACGACGGAUAUGGAGUGUUUGCUCACAGGGGGAGUUGUGAUAUCGGAUGAUGAAGAAUCAACAUUGAUGAAAACACUGAAGAGGAUAAGAGUUAAUGUUCCUCACGUUGGUGAGAAGAGUGAAGGGGAUGGUAAAGUGAAAUGGGCGAGGAACUUUCGGGAAGUAUUGGACAGCGGAUUGUUGGAUGGGCAGGCAUAA
Messenger RNA from Fusarium coffeatum, 819 nucleotides. RefSeq lists its product as uncharacterized. The record is from RefSeq and is a predicted model, not a curated record. NCBI's taxonomy places the organism in Eukaryota, Fungi, Ascomycota, Sordariomycetes, Hypocreales, Nectriaceae. The transcript has a single exon. The coding region runs from base 1 to 819 and encodes 272 amino acids.